Molecule: messenger RNA, 414 nt
Organism: Hyposmocoma kahamanoa
Lineage: Eukaryota; Metazoa; Arthropoda; Insecta; Lepidoptera; Cosmopterigidae
Exons: 2
Coding region: 1-414 (137 amino acids)
Source: RefSeq, a predicted model, not a curated record
AUGUGGAAUGUAGGCUUAGAUUACCUGCUGGAACUGGAUGAAAUGGUUGAGGACCACCGGGCACGGUGGGCAGAGAGGGUAGCAGAGAAGCAGAGAAUGCGAGCUGACCAGAAUCCUUUUGAUAUGGAUAAUUAUGUAUUCAUUGAUCUAUUUCGCCUGACUCCUGACUCAACAAUGAAUAUUGUUGAAGAAUUGAGGCCGGACUUAGAGCGGCAAAGGUCUAGUGGUCUGUCAGUGGAACGGCUGGCUGUGACAGAAGCCCUCAAUAGGCACAUGCUACACCGACAUGCCAGGUUCCCAAUGACCCCAGAGGAGCGUCAUGCAGCAAAAUCCAAAUUUAUGAAUGCAAGGCAGCCCUUCCCUGGCACCCUAGGAGUCAUUGACUACACAUAUGUUAAUAUUAUAGCAGCUUGA